AUGGCGCAUCUCCCAGCGGCCGUGCGCCUGCUUAUGCAGAAGCGUGCGGCACAGGCUGGGAGUGGCGAGGCCGAGCCACCGGCAAAGAGGCUGCGUGCAGACUUGCCGGUGCCAUUCUCGACUCCGCCUUCGCAGCCCGCUGCAGGGCGACCGCCGUCCAUGGCAGCCGCCUUGCGUGCCGCGCCUGCCCCGCGGCCUGCGGUCGUCGUUCCGAAGGCGACGCCUGCUGCUGCUGCAGCACUACAGAUGAACGCGGCGGCAUUAGCCUCCGCCACAGCUGCAGCAAUGCGCCCCGCCGUUGCCCCGCAGCCACAUCGCAGCCACGAAGAGGUGAAGAAGGCCUUGACUGCCCUUCACUGCAAGAUGGAGAAGGAUGCAUCUCCACGCGAGCUUCUUCUUCAGUUGCAAGAAGUGGAAGGGCAUGUCAAGAGAGCGGAAGCCACCAAGUCGCUCCCAAAACGCCACGACCAGGCCAUCAUCGCCUGCUUCAAGGAUGGCUACACCCCCGGGACUGAGGGUCUCGUAAAGAUGCUCGAAAGCGGCAUCGAUCCGGACACACCAUCCACAGGAUUCAUGAGUGGCUUCGCCCCCGGCAUGACGCCGCUCCUCGCCGCCGCCUCCUGGGGGAAGGUUGAUGAGGCUCGCAUUCUCUUGGCCGCCGGCGCAGACGUCCGGGCGAAGUCGCCCAACAUCAACCACACAGUACUCCAUAUGGCCGCCGGCGGUAACGUUGAUGGCUGGGGCCUGGAAAAGACCCACAACAUGCUUCGGCUAAUUCUCGAAGCCGAACCAGCGCUUCUCACGGCCAGGAACGGCAUGAACAAGACGGCGGCCGAGUGGGCGAAGCAUGAGAAGAAGCGGCAGUCUGCCCAAUUUCUUUCUCACUACGCCACCAUGAACCCUGGCCUGAGCGGCAGAUGA
Messenger RNA from Symbiodinium sp. CCMP2592, 921 nucleotides. The record is from the annotation of a GenBank genome assembly. Lineage: Eukaryota; Dinophyceae; Suessiales; Symbiodiniaceae.